CUUGAAUGAAUCGGUUCCUUUCAGCCACUGUUGAAUGUAACAAAUGUUUCUGGAAACACUGGAGAUCUAGCUUUAUCAAUUUGAAAUAUUCUGCCAAAACACAGGUAACUUAAUGACUUGUCAAAAUACAGACACAGAGUCUUCUACCAGUUUCUCAUUGCUGGGAGCUGUGCAUGGAAGUUUGUAUGAGACCUCCCAUAACAAAUGCUAGCAGGUAAAAAGAAAUCUUACUUUUUCUAGUUAGAACCUGUCACUUACGUUGUUAGGAAAGUAUGGAUGCUUACCAGUAUUCAGAGAGACAACCAGGCAGUAAGAUACACAAUGAGAAUAUUACAGAAAUUACAGUGAUUCCAUAAGCAGCGUGAAGCAAUGAACACAGACAAGACUGAAAAUUUAAAUUUCCUACCAGGAAAAUAACUAUAAUACAGUAUGAUAUAAAACUGUCUUCAUUCCUGGUAUUGCAGUUUCUGAGUGCCAAGUCUUGCGCUUUUUUAGCUGUCACUGUCAUUAUUCUGCAAGUAGCACAAUCUAGUUCGUAUUUUCCACUCAGAAUCCACAUGCCUAUCGGGCAGUUUCAGAUAAACACUGUGAGACAACAAGCAGCCAGAUAGUAACAUUACCCUAGGAAACUGCUAAGUAGUAGUAAACAGAUACUGACUUCAAAAGGUGAUAGUUCCACAGGUCGGACAAUGAUUCAGAGAAAAAUAUGCUGCAAGUAUUAGGGCAUGCAUUCUCUUAAGCCGGCAGAGGGUCAUGGUACUGUGAUUGUUGUUUAAAAGAACAAUGUAUCUUCAUUUGCAACUAGUAAGCAAUUUGUGGGUACUUUAAACAACACGUUGAUAACUAGUUGCAGGAGCAACUGAAUUAAGUCUGUCACAGUGCAGCAGAUCAGGCACAAUUUCGUGUUAUCACUUUUCACAGCUCUGAUUAACUUCAGCUGGCGUUCGAUGUCUGAGUCUUCUAAAAAUAAAAUCCUGGGUAUUCUGAUUACAGUGGAAGUAUGUAAGACUAUUAAAAAGUGGCUUUGAUUUCCUAGUUACAAGUGUGUACAUCCUGACCCUUUAUUUUAGACAAAAUGUAUGUAAGGAAAUUCAGGAAAAAGCAAAUGAAAAGAUGGUUGAUAUAGCAAGCAUAUUCUGUAAUUCUGUCCAUAUGCUAACUCCAACAAGGAAAAGCAAAGAAAAAUGAAGUGUCUUGUGCUUGUUAUAAAAAGGGAAGGCUUGUGAUUUUGUUCAUGUUUAGCGACAUUUAUUUUCACGAAGAAGAAAUGGAAUGAUAAUGCAAAAUUUUGCAUUAGUACAAUAAUUAUGUUUAUCAUCAUGUUUUCCUGUAAAUGUGGCUUUAGGCAUCAAGUUUCUUGGCAGAAAGCACUGUCACUGUAGCCUCAGUUCUCUGGAAGUUUUAUAUAAGUGAAUCAGAGAAAGCACCCAAGAGCUAUUAGUGCUAUUGUAUAUUUUAAAAGUCAGCUUGAUACUUUAAUUCUUCAGAUCAGUCAGACAGUUUGGCCUCAAACAACAAUCUUCUGGGGUUAGAGAUUACACAGAGACAGAUAACAAUUUUCAGAGCUGCAGCAAGUACAUUUGUCUUUGUGCAUUGCUAAGAUGCUGGAAAAAUGUGGUGUGUGUUGAGUAGAUUCUUUUUCUUUUCAGAAGAUUGUAUGAAAUUAAAUGGAGGUGAUUUGUGCUAAGUUCUCAAGUAAAAAAUGCAAAAGUUAGGAAGCAAACCUAUUGGCUUGCUGAAAAAUUGUGUCUACGUUCCUUUGUUUCAUCAAAUAGUGCCAGAAAUGUUAUUUCUACAUGGUAUUUUUUAGUUUGCGCAGCCAAAAAGCUGGUUUUUGUUUUGUGCACAUACUAUACCUGAGGGUGCUGUUGUGUCAAUAAGUCAUUUCAUAUAUGAUGUUAACAUAUUGGUUAUAAGGCUACAAAAGGUAUAUUUCAAGGAGAGGUUUCAAUUUCUAACAGCUUUAAACUUAUUCUCAUGCCUUUGUGUGCACUAUAAAAACAUGCCUAUGAUUUGAGAUGAGGAACUGAAACUUGCUUUCAGGCCAUGAAUAAAGAAAUACUGCCCUGUAACAACUGUGGGUCAACUUUUGCAUAUCUAUGGCCUCUGCAGUCUCACUGAUGUCACCUCUGUACUGGUUUAUUCAUUACUGAGUAGAAAGUUCAAGUGGCAUAACAAAAAUAACCAAGAUAACCAAAUUAUUGAUGUCUUUAUGUUCAGGCCAUUGACUAUUUAUUAUUGUCAAUUCUGUGCUGUCGAAUUACAUUCUUUGCACCAUGAGUUCAGACCCAAAACCAGAAUGGGGAUUUGUUUAGUAAAUGUUACUUCACAGUUCACUAUACAGAAGCGGUGCUCUGGAAGAGGCAUUUUCGCCUGACCUGCUUUUCUGUCAAUUUAAUGCUCUUCCUCCCCCCAGUUCCCUGUGGCAGUUCAUUAUACAUGAGCCAAUUAUAUAUGGACAACAGAGAGGCCGAUUGCCUCUCCAGUGCAAGCAUCUUGCUUGGGGCCUAACUGGCUGUAACGUGUUAUAUUCUAGGGAUUUGGUAGGUAUGUCUGUUUACACAGCACUGUGUAUACAUGUCAUUUUGAAUGCUGAUGUGAAGAGGCAAAAUUUGGCCAUGCCAUUACGCAGUUGGCUUCCUCUCCCUCAAUUUACAAACAUUACUUUCUCCAAUGUCAUUCUCGUAGUGUUGGCAGAGGUCAUAGCUCUAGACCGCAUGUGACCAGUACAACUAGAAUGUGUACUGGAGAGCUACAGGACAAAUGUUUCUCACUGAAAACAACUCCGGUGGUAAAAUCACACACAUGAACUGCACCGUUUUGUUUGCCAGACUUCACAAUCUGAUGAUUUUUCUUUUUCUGAUUCUGAUGACUUACACCAUUUCCCUUGGUGUUGUCAUGGGCAUUCUUGGAGGAAAGAAAAUGUCACAACUUCUUUUAAAAAUGGGCAGACUACCCAGGGUUUUAAUCAAAGUUUGAAGACCUAAGGGAUGUCCCUACACAGCUAGCUAAGCACCAGGUCUCUCACCAAGAAUCCUCACUUGGCAUCAGAGUUAGAAAGGGUCAGGGUCAGUGAGAUGGAAAUGAUAGAAAGGAGGUCCUCAGGCAGUGUCCCUCAGUUCUUCAGGCUGAGCUAGGGUUGUAGGGUGGUGCAAAUGCAUGUGGACUGCACAUGCCUCAGUGCACUGCAUCUAAGCAUCAAUUUUGCUGCAGCUGUGGACUUCCACCUCGCUAUUAAUAUAGACUUCUGGGCAGACUGCAGUAAAGCCUCAGCAUUAUACUCCAUGUGAUGUGUUGCCAAAAGACACUGAGUAUCUGACAUUUUUCUGCAGAAAUUAUGAAGGUAAACAGAACCAUUGCAAAAAGGAUGAAGUGAUGUGCACAAAUCUGGCUUUAAACUGUUCGGGGGUUUUUUGUUGGGGUUUUUUUGGGUUUUGUGUGUGUGUGCUUUGUGAUGUUCGUAUGUUUGAAACAUUAUUGUCUGUACUGCACAUACGAGAAGUCAUUUCACUAGCUCUGAUAUCUGAUGGCUCAGGACUAGAGAAAUCUUAAGUUGGCAUUGGCUCUUAGAUUGAAAUUGGCUUUAAGGUUAUGCAGGUAUAUUUUGAUGCUGGGUUAAAAGAUCAUGGUGCUUGCCAGAUGGCUAAUCAAAGCACAGAAAAUACUGAGUCUCAGAGUGGCGUAGAAGGACCUAGCUAUUGCGUUUCAGCAUAUGUGGUUGUUCUUUCUCAAGAUCUUCCCCUAUUUCCGAAGUAGCACAAAGAAUAUUAAAGUUGUCUUUAAACACAAAAGGGAAGUUCCCUGUUGAACGUGGUGAAAAUACAGAUGUCCCAUUGUGUGUGGAUGAUGGAGGUAGUCAAUGUGGGAAAAGGCCAUGAAAAGAGUGCUGUGCUGCCAGGUAUUGUAUCAGGGAAAUUGCUACUGGAACCUGACACACUCAAAGGAGAGAUUAGAAUUUUCCAGGCUAGAGGAGAGGGUAGGUUUGAGUGAUUUAGAGCUAGUCUUAAAUCCUGACAUCAGUGGUUGAGGAAUCUGACCCCUGCAGCCUUGUCAGUGGACUCUGGAGUUACUGAAGGGGCAUAUUUCUUCUCAGGAAUCUGCAGAAAUGUGUGAUGUGGAACAGAAAUUCUGUCCUCUCCUCUCUGACAGGCUGCUGAGCUGCCUGGAUAUGAUUUCCCCCCUUCAGCUGGACAUUUCUUCAUUUAAAUUAUGGUUGUAAAAGUUCUGGGAAUAUGUGCAGGCUUUCUGCAUUGGAAACUUUUUCUCCAUUGCUUCACAACUGCUGCAGACCUACAUUGCGAUGAGAGGUAGUCUGUGGUCUCAUUUUAUUUAUUAGUACAAUGCUGACCUGGAAGAGAGAAAAUGAGAGGGGAUUCUGUAAUUCAUGACAUAUUUCACAUUCUGUUUUUAAAAGCUGAUAAAUUGAUCUUUGUUUAUUUUGUAUCCUUGAUUGGCAGUGUCGCUCUUGGAGGCUGGUUGGCAUGUGUAGUACCUUGGGUGUUGCCUAGCUUUUGUAUAUGAGGCUGCAGAGGGGCAGACCUGUCCGUUUUAAACUAUAGCUUCUGAUAGAUAAAUUCUCUAUUGUACCCGGAUAAAGCUUUAGUAACCAACACGGUCUUGUGCUUUUGGUUGGCCAAACAGUUUUGAGAGAUUGUAUCUGGAAUAUUUUGCUGUUAAAAUGACAUGCUUUCUUCCCUUACGUGUUUCAUCAUUCCCUCUAUUUUAGGUCAGAUGAUUCAUCUCUGCAUUACUGGUUCUGCAUUUCCAUUGCCUUAAUUGGGUCUUUUGGAGUUAAUACAAUCUAUAUGGAAUUGGCAAAUGCUAUUUCUAACAACGUACUGAUUUGUCCCCUUCCUUCAUUCCUCUCUCUUCUCUGAUUCCCCCUCCUCACCUUCCUCAGUCCCAGUUGGUUCCUUUCUUCUUGUCUUUACUGCACUACAGCUUUUCCAGGAGUGAGCUGGAGAGUUUCACUCUGCUGCUAAAAUGUGACUUGUGUUGUUUAGCCAUAAGUUAGCUCAGAGGAGAGUCCUGUCCUCAAGACUUUUCAUGCUGUUUUAAGUUGCAGCUAGGUAUCUACAAAACCUCUUGCUGGCAAAGGAUGCCAAGAGAUGUCCUGGACCAGCAGCACGUUUGCUGAGUAUUUCAGAUACUACAUCAGCUGUUAAUGCUACUCAUUUCUAGCAGCAGGUCCCUGCUGUUGAAGGGUGACAUGGUUGCUUUUCUUCCUGCUCUGAACUUUUCCCACCAAGGUGUGCCUUCAGCCACGAACAGACCUCCACCCCAUACCAACACAAAGACAGCAGUUGCUUCUGUCUACAGUGACUAAAACCUGGGCUCAACCUAACUGCAUCUCCAUCUAUCAGUUGGGUGCAGCUAGUGGGUCUGGAGAGGCUGUUGCAAGUGUUGUAGUUAACCAUAGUUUAACGGAUUACCACUUGCCACCUAAACUGAAAAAUCUGGCUAGAAAUGUGUUUUUAGCCAGUGGCAAACAAAAUAAAAUACCACUAAGAAUAGUGAACAUCGUAGUGUUUAAUAUUUAAAAAUGCCAUCUAUGAUGCCAAACUGUUAAUAGAUGUGUGUUCAAAGAUGAUGUAUGCAUUUACAUUUUAAAGGAAGCAUUUGAAAAUGAAGUCAUUUGUCAUUACUACUUACACAGCACUAUCUGUUUGGGGUUUUAAAAUUCUGAAAUUAAAGAGGACUGUUGUCCUCUAAUCAUGUAACACACCUGUGCAUGUAAAUAAUCCACAAAGCUCUUCAUUAACCUAGCACUGAGUUUACAGCUUCUGGUAGAGCUUUCUCUUUUCUGCUUGGUUGAAAGACUUGAACCUUUCAAAAUCAUCUCCUCUCCAAUGAAAAAAAAAUAAUUUGGAAAGCAAGGAGCAUUUCCUCUGAAAAUGUUUUAAGCAAGAAAGGUUAUUAAUGUUAUAGCAAAAAACCUAACAAGUUUCCUGGCCUGGAAGCUGUAACUUCAAGAAAGAAAUAAAAUGCAGGGUUAUUUUAACAGUGAGGAUUAUUAACCACUGGAAAAAUUUGCUGAGAGUUAUGGUGGCUUCCCUGUCAUCAAGACCAGGUUCCUGUCUAGAAGUUGUGCCACAGCCUGUGCAUGUGCCCAGCCUAUUCCCACAGGUGUGGUUGUGUGUCCAGAGCCCGCGGGACAGUGUCAGCAGAGAAUCAGCCCUCGCAGGUUGUCUUGAAGCUCCAAAUGAGGCAGCCUGAAGUUUUUUUCUUUGAGUGGGCAUAUCCAAAUUCUUCAUUCCUGCCAAACUGCAUGCUGAUUGUUGUUGCUUGAUAGCUACAGAUUUUAGUGAGCUAAAGAGAUUCAUUUGUGUUUUUUCAUCUGCUGAAAUUUCUGGACAUCUGCUUAGGUUCAAGUAUGGGCUCAUUGGAGUGAAACUUGGGCGAAACUUUGCAUUGUGUCACUAACGGAUGACCUAAAAAUAAUUAAUUCAGGGCAUUCUCUCAAGAUAUAGCAAUCAUUUCCUGUUGCCUGGCAAUAUCUCUGGCACUGAAUACAGAACUGGGAAUUUAUUUUAUGAAGCUGUGCAGAAAAAAUUGUUUACAAUUUUCCACUGUGAUUCCCCCAAGAGGAAGAACCCAUGGCUCAUACAGAGUGAGCAAAUGUUAAUGACACCUAUUCAUCGUGGCAAACUUAUGACCAAGUUUCUGUUCCUCUUUCUGUCUUUCCAUAAAUAUUUACUGAAAGACAGCCUUGUGUUUUCUCAAAUUCAUCCCACUUAUUUUCAGUGGGAAUUAGCUUGAACUUAUUCUAUAUGGCUUAUUAAAAUUUAGUUUAUUUUUAAAUACUUUUUUUUUUUUUUAAUAAUCCUGUCUUCACAUGGCACACAAAAAUCUUUUCCCUUCAAGGAGGAGUAAGAAUUUUUCUAAUGUGUCUCUAGAUGACAUUUUAUUACCCAUACAGUGUGCAUUAUUUAGUUUAAAGGGAACCUCAUGUACCCACAAUGCCCUAUGCUUGAUGGAAGAGUGUGAAGACCCUAAUAUCAUAGUAGGCUUCAGGCAAGUAAGCUGCUACAUAGGCCCCUGAACACCAGUAUUUACCGUCUCUUGUAGGACUGGGAUACUUUUGUGACUGAAUUCAGCCUGCAACAGUAAAAAGGGCAAGUUGAAUGCCUUUGUUCUCCUGGAAUAGACUGAUAAGAGAAGGACAAAAACUUUCAUGGUUUCUUGGGCUGGGAUAAGUCUUUCCUAUGACCUGGGAUACACCCAGUACAUGCCUUCAAUCUGCAUUUUAUGGGGGAAUACAUUAACACUGGAAAUAGGCUUGUAUGAACAGACUCCAUGAAGAAGGUCAUGAAAUAAAUCUUGCAGAGCUAUUCCAGUGGCAGCCACAGUGGACCUAUUACACAUUUAGAAAACAAAUCAUGCUAAAAUCAACAGCUUCAAAUAGUUUGAGUUUAUUCUCACCGUUGGUAUUUUAACAUUUGGUCAACCCUCUGAUAACAGUAACCCCCCAAGUCUCCUUUUACGGUAAAUUCUAUUACAGUGGAUCCUGCUGUUGAUGGGAGAGCUGAUUAAAAUUAGGCUUGGCUGGUGAUGAGCUCAACUGAGCGAGUGAGAUUUUUGUUCUUGUUUUUCUUUUGUUUACAUGGUAACUGCCUCUUUCCUUUUCCCGUGCAAAUAAAUGUCAUGUAGCAUAGCUGAGAUGUGCUGCCUUUUAUUUGCCAGAAGAAGUUGCAAAUAAUUGAAUCACUUGAACACUGAAAUUUAGAGGCAAAACUUUUCAACAGAAAAAAUAUUAAUAUGCUACAGGAUGAACUUCGUGGUAUGCCAAGACCACCCUGUCACACCUAUCUCCUAAAAAUAAUGAAUUAUUUUGUUCCUAUAGGAAAGGUAGUAAACUUGUUCAAGUCAUCAAAAUUCACUGUUAGUCACAGAUAUUUUUGCACCAUCUCAAUGGUUUUAAAUGUAACCUCAGCAGCAGCUUCUUUUCAUAAUACAGGAAAAUAGUACAGACUUCAAACUUAUCCUUGGUCAAUGAGUCGAAUACUUUUUGAAGAGAACAGAUUUUGAACUGAUCCUUAAACACACAAAACCAACAUAUGUUUCAUUUGUUUUCAUAGCAGCUAAUUGCAUAAUGUGAUAUAGCUUGAAUGCAGAGAGCUUGAAAGAAUAAACAAGUUAACAAGGUGCUGUGGGACUUGCCUUUGUGGUGCGCAUGUAAAGACUUGUUAAGGAUAGAGGCUUGAACUGAACUGAUCAGUAAAAGCUUCUAGAGGGUGUUUACAACUUCCAGCUCAAGCAUCCAAUGCACAGGGAGGCAUUUCCCUCCGCACUGAUUGCACACCGUUGCUGGAGACUGUAAUGCAAACCACUGUUUCUAUUUCUUUUUUUCUCCUUGGUCUCAUCUACUUGUGCCAGAACUGGUUUUUCCUUGUCACGAUUGCUUUCUGUAUAAAUUGUGAUGCUUAAAGAGUGUAAUAAUCAUGUAAGACGAAGUUUCAACAAGCUGAUACAGUUCCAUCAUUUUUAAUUUAAAUAUCAACAGUGUUGAGUCAAAUAAAUUACUCUUGCAAUGGUUCUAUCUUUGCACUUAUUAUAUAUACCCAUAUAUAUGUAUGCAUGUACCUGGAUGUAUUUAUUUAUAUAUAUGUGUGUGCAUAUGCUUGUGUGUGAAUAUAAACAUAUAUGUAUAUAAAAAUAAAUGUGUGUAAUGGCAAAGACGUGGUAAGAAAAAAACCUAAGCAAAACAUUCAUCUACAUUUACUGUUCAGACUAAUAGAAAUGUAAAAGGGGAAAGACAGAAGAAGAUCUAAAAGUAAAUUAGCUUAAAAAGACCCUGCUGCUUGGAUAAUUGUUAGGGCUGUUUGUGGGAAUGCAGGAAAGAUUUUCACAAGUGGACAUUGAGUUAUGUGCAUAACCCUUACCCUUUUGGGAAAACAGCCCUCCCAAAUUUAUUUUUAGACAACUCUAGAUUGAAAAUCAGCCCGUUUUGUUAGGGACUACGUAGUUGCAUAAUGUAGGCACAUGACUCUUCAACAUUCAGAUGUUUGUUUUAAAAAAAAGAAGCUAGAACUCAUGCUUUUGUACUUGGCACAGCAAAAGGAAAAGGAAUACCAGUAUUGCUGGAAUUUGCUUUUACCUCCUUUUGGUCAUAUCUCCUUUUGAGAGUGUUUCAGCAGCAUCUUACAGCAAAAAUUUUCUGCCUGUCCCUUCUUUUCUUUGCCCCAAGGACCAGAGCAUUAUGCAGAGCCCUUUUUUCCAGGCCUACAUCACCCUUGUGCCAAGUGAAGCUUAGGUAAUUUGCUGUAUUUUUGCCUGCUCUCUGUCACUCAUUGCAGCUCUUCAGACUGCAAAACUGCUUCAGCCAUGCCAUUUUUGUCAUGGAAAUACUGCUUUACAUGUGGACCAUAUAAUAAAUGCUUUCUUACUGGACCCUUGUUAUCAUAAAGAUACACUUGUUACCAUGAGGAUACUUUUCUGUGUCCUUCCAUGGCAUGAGAUUUCCACCUUGCUGGCGAAGAAACCUAGUCACCGCAUCCUGGAGGAAGCAUCAAAUUCCAGCACUGACAUCAGGGUGAUUUUCUUAAGAUUGAUGAUUAAGGGUUGGUGCUGUUUACAAGCCCUCAGGGCUCAUCGUGUGAACUCUUCCGGUACCUAAAGGUGUGUUAAGUAUUCUUGCCCCUUUUGCUUCUGGAAGUACAAGGUCUGUCAAAAGCAGGUCUUUUGCAAACAGGGAAUGACAUCACACUUCAAUGUUUUUCCUCCUAGGUGCAUGAUUUCUUAGAAUCAGGGGCAUAUAGGCAUAGCAUUCAUUUAUCAUCAGCUAAGCUUUUGCUUUCCUAAAUCCAUUGCAGCUAAGUCAUGAAAGUUUUGUAGACUAUCCUAAAGCCUUUUCUGACUUUGCCCAUGGGCCCUGGUCCAUCCAUCCCAUCAGAUCUCCGAGAAGAACAGUGAACUAAAUGAAAAUGUGCUAGAAGCAAUCCUAUUUCUUUUGCCUCACACUUUUUAAGAAGGGCACACACAUUCUCUUAUCUCUCAUUAAACAAGUGUAACUGAUGCACUUCCUUAUAUCAGCAGUAGUACCUUUUGGAGGAGACACCCUUGAAUCCCACCUUUCAAUGAGAAUUUAAGGCAUUAAAUCAGCUCAUGAGCUCCAGAGUUCUGUCUCGAGUAGGAUGAUAUUCAGUAGUUUUUAGACUAUGAUAAAAAUUAAUUGCAAACAUGAAAAGUGAUGGAAUAUGCAUGCUGAUAUUUAUACUUGGCAUUUGAAUGACAACUGAAUGUUAAUCAUGACAACAAACAUGUUCUUAUCAUCCUUCAGCGGUAGCAUUAUCAUUAUUAUAGCUAUAAACUGAAGGCCCUAUGAUUUUCAGCAGCAUAUAACAAAGAAAAUACUCCCUGCCCCAGAGCACUUGCAGUCCAAAUAUCACAAAGGACAGGGUUGUGUGCCUCCUUAACCAAAGCCAGAUGUUUGAUUUCAAGGAGGGAAUUAAAAUCUAUUUUCACUAGGGAAUUUUUCUUAUGCGGAAGGUCAGCAUGGGAGAAAGCACACAGGAAGUCUCCCUGCUGGCAUUUGUACUAAUUAAGGGUGCAGAACAGAUUCAAUAAAUAACCCACUGUUUUCACAAGCCAAUAAACAUUUUGAAAAGCAUCUCCUUUUGAGUUUUAAAUAUCAACUCUCAACAUCUGGCAAAAUGCAAAUUAUUUUUUUCAAAGUUAAAUAGAUAAUUUUAGUUGGGGGUUUUUGUGGUCUGAAAACUGGAGGGAGAGAAAAGUCAAGAAAACUAUUUCCCUCCUAUUUUACAGUGCAUGACCACAUAUUUCUCUUUACCUGAGUUUGGCAAAAGCUGGUGUGAAGUCUCUUUGUGCUCCAAACAUUGAACCUCCUUGCCAGGCAUCUCUCCUUUUUCCUGAUUAUGUUUGCAAAGAAGGUGAUCGAUUGUUUCCAAGCCAGUGAUGCAAUAUGAUCUUUAUUCCAAACCAAGCAUUUAGAUCUCUACUUCCCCUUUCAGCACUAUAGUAUUGUAGACAAACUGCCAAUGUUUGUGUCAGCAGUUGAUGCUGUUAGGAGGUAGGAAUGAUUUUCUUUUCUUGAGUACCUGGAGAAGCAGGCGGUGCUAAGUGAGGCAGGGGCUGUAUGUAGGAGGGGGAGUAGAAGGAGCAGCAGUUCUCCUGCCAUCAGAAGUGGAAACAUCAGUGCUGAGAAACUGCUGAGAUGGAGCACAGUUAUUCCCUAGUAUAAUGUAAAACUCACACUCCAAGGAUGGAGGCUUCCUUCUGGCUGCACAGUCCUGCAGAGUGCCCUGCUUGGAAGAGACCUGUGGACUAAUAUUAGACUUCCACUCUUCUGUUACUUAAUUCAUAGGUACUGACAGAAUAAAUCCUGCCAGUGUGCUGGAAAACACUGUGCAAGCUGGAGCUUUGCUCUCCUCUGUUUAAGCCAAAGCUUGAACUCAACAGAUGCUUCAGAUGACAGAAGUCACUUGGUGGGCGAAACCAUGGUGUAUGUAUACGUGUCAAAAUGCCGAGUCAGAGCAGGAUGCUAAUAGCCUCCUGCUGAGUAAUUCAGUGGGUGGUUUAGCCCUGCAGUGCCUUCUGGGCAAAUCUGAAUGUUUGUUCAGGCUUGGCUUGUUUCUCACAGACACCUGGUGCAGGCGUUCUUACAAGUAGUUUGCAACCUUUAUUUAGGGGAAGGGUAUGAGUGAGGGCAUGGAAAACCCAUAGAUCCUUUGUUUUUAAUCACACUGAUGAUUUAGUAUCAAUCUCAAAACAGAGGUAAUUUCAAAACAAUAGUUACACUUGACAGCAGGCCAGGAUAUUCUUUAACAGAAAGAGAAGAAAAAAGCAUUUCCUCGCUGUAUACAGUGAGAUCUCUGAAACUGCCAGUAAAUUUUCUGUUUGUUCAGAUUCCCACAGAGACAUACAUAGGGGUUCAUAACUUGUCUGGUUAUUACAUUUUGGCAGAAAAAUGAAAACUCUUAUUCUUUUUCUUGCAGCCCAAGCUUCUCUUUACUCCCAAACUUCCACUCCAUACUGCUUUUAAUCAUUUAGUCUUUUAGUCAUUUGGUGUUUUUCUGCCCACUUAAAAAGCUCCCUGCCUCCUUUGUACUCAGUAAUCCAGUGUUUGUCUGGGUCAAUCACAAUUACAGGUAUUAACAGGGAGAAAAAAAAGAAAUGACACUUUCCCAAAGCAACUUCUAAAUGAAACUGUUCAAGUGUUUGUACCUUCUAAUCAGGCUCAAAUGUGCUGGUUUUUUGCAAAUCUUUCGUGAAGUCCUUACUCAGUAUUCACACAAUAGGAGCGGGGUGCUAUCAUUUGCCUUGUCUGUAUAGUAGGUUCUCUUAUUCCAGUGUUUCUGCUUUGAAAGGCUCCUCUUCCUUCAUGAGCUUCUCUGCUUUGAAUUGAGCUGGCUCAGAAGAACACAGAAACAAUUUUUCUUUAGGUCCUUCAAAGUGAGAAGCUUCCUGAAAGCAUUUAAAUCUAAUGCAUCAAUAAAAGAUUUUACAGAAAUUGUGAAACAUUUUCUGGGGUUUGGACUAUAGAUUAACUUCUGCAACAAUUUAGAAAAAUCUCUCAUCAGGAACUUGUACUUGGACCUGUGUGUAUAUCUCUGCAUUUCUUAUCUGGAAGUAAGGGCCAAAUCCUAUGCUAACAGCGAAAAACAGGUCAUACAUUUUGGUUGGUUUAUGUUGUGCUUCACAUCUGCUUAAGAGAGGCAGGUUUUGCAUGUGUGUGCAAGAGAUGGAUUCACAAGGGGAAUUGCCAGCUGCAUGCACAGUUCUCUGUCCUUCCCAUCUGUAUCCUGGCUGUAUGCUGGGUGGGUUUAGGAGGGAUAAGGAAUGGGAAGUCAUCCUUACAAGAGGCUCAGUUGGUGCCUUCAGUCAAAAAUGGGUUACAGGCAGCAGCACUGGCACAAACCAGUGAAGCCUGGACACAUCCAUGGGCUGGUCACUGGUAUUUUUGUAAGGAGUUCCUGUUUUUGAGGCCUGUGGACGCGAGGAAGCGUGAGAUUGGUGUCAACGCUGCGUUCCCAGCCCUUUGCUACAGGGAGCUGAUGACCAGCCAGCAAGACAGAGCAAGGAGGGGCUCUGGUCCCGUCACUAAGUGCUGAUACAGGCCAGGCAUGAUACCCUUUGCUGAAUGGGACUUUCAGGUGGACUUGGUCCUGGUACCCCCUGGGAGGAUGCUGAGCAGGAGACCCUCUGACUUUUCUUCCAAGUAAGCUUUCAUAUCAAAGGGCAAUACCAUCUUCCCAGACUGCUUUCUUUCAAAAAUGCCUGAGUUUAGGGUUAAAAACAAGAAGCAUUUACAAAAUGUCUUAGGAGGGGACUUGAUUUACUUCCCUGCAGUGCUGCUAAAUCACGUACGAGGCAUGAUCAACAAUCUCAUCUGGUACCAAAGUCGGUAUUGGGAAUGGGACCAUGCCAUCAAAGCACUGGAGCAAACAAGAGUUUCUCUGUGCUGAGAUUGCACAACCAGCGCUCAGUUGGAGGAGCAAGGCCAGGCAGAGGUUCAGCAUGACCUCCGCUUGACUCAUAUUUUUUCCUCCUGUUACCAAUAAGAACUUUUUCCUCAUGAGUAACUUCAAAACUGUGUGUGCGUGUUCAGGGAAAAAAAAACAAGACCCGAUGAUUUGCCUGAGGAACAGUUUGUUGGUGAGACAGAACAAACCACUGAAUACUGUCAGGGACUGUUCUGCCUGCAUAGUUCAGCUCAUCAACUUUUAGAGCUUUAAGUGAAUAUUUUUUUACUGUCAUUUGGGUAUGUCCCUUCAUCUUUAAUGCAUUUUGCUCUGAAACACAUAAGUGAGGUAAGCAAGUGUUACUAUUCCAUUUUUUGAAUGUAUCUGAAGCUCAGGAAAACAAGGACCCUUUCAAAAAAUUGCUAGUUUAGCUGUUGUCCCUAACACAGGCCUAGCAUAUGCUGACAAAACAGCGCCUUUUCUAUUUUACUUUUUUUCUCAGGUAACAUAAGCAAAAGCAUAUUUAUGGUAUUGUAGCCAUGGCUUUCACGAGGUCUGAAAUACUGGGCUUUCUGCACUUGCACACACCCACACGCACACCCCCAAUUUCAUUACAGUGACAGAUCGGACCUGUGUGACUUGCUUGUGGCUGCACAAAAGGCCCAUGGCAGGGGCAGGGAAUUCAAGUCCCUGGAAUCACGGACCAGCAUUUUAACUCUGAGAGCUAAAUAGUUAAAAUUUCUGAGCAGUUCUCUGUAGCGAGUAGACGUUAAGGUGUCCAUUAUAUAUGCUGAAUUUCAGAAGCUGGAAUAAGUCUGUGUCCUGAUGGCAGGAGUGAUUUUUUUGUUUUGUCUUUAGCUGCAAAAAGGUUGCUUCUGGCUAAGUCAGCCUGUUGCUGUCUUCUAACACCUUUUGGCCUUGCUGACCGAUUUAAGCCAGUGUUGACAGAUCAGCUGCAGGCUCGAAGGCAGUUUCUGCAGGCUUCACAAAGACCAGGAGCAGAGAAGAGGAAAGAAACCUUAGCAAUGCCCCACUAAGGGAGAGACAGGUAUGAGCUCAACCCAUACUACACAUCUGAAAUGUCACAGCAGGGGCAGUUUUUAAGACAGCCCUAAUGGUGAGACAAAAUUCACUGACAGUCACAGGAACUGGGGAACACAGUCGUGAACAGAAAGCAGAUGGAAAUCAGGUCUCAUCUGAACUUCUUGUCACCUUCAAUGGCAGUUAGCAGCAUGGUUUUGCCUUUGUGUUGAUGACCUGGAUCAGUUUAUUUCCACGAUAAGAUCCUCAGGACUGUGGCACCUCCAUCCAUUUCCACUGCCUGCUGUGGCCAUAGCCUGGGUUUUCUCAGACUGACAGGCUGUGAUCAGAUUGAAAUGGUGGGAGUCUGGAAGAGGUAUCUGGGAGACAUGUACUGACAGCUGAUUUUGAGAGAUCAGGUUAAAUGAUUUAAUGGUUCUUAAGCCUUAGGUCCUAUACAUCUACAGGAAGGCAUGCUGGCUUCUGGAGCAAACAGCUUUUGUUAGGUUCCUGUGGAACCCAAAUGCAUAGUUCUGUUUCCUGCAUGCAAACCAGUCUGUCUUGAAAUGUAAUGACCAUUUUGGGCAUCUGAAGUAGUGAUUACUUCAUAGACAAAAUGAUGCAAAGCAAAAAGCAAUUUUCCAGCAACUGACCUUUCUGUGUCAAACUUCUAGCCUAAAGAAGAUCAGGAUCUUCUAAGUUAUUAAUUAAAUCAAAAGUGAAUCUGUCUAAAGAAAUAAAUGCCUAAAAAGUUUGAUGAGGAAGCCUGCUGACAGCUGCAAUAUUCCAAUUACUGAUAGUACAGUCUAGGAGAGUCAAAUCCUAUCUCUAAUUAUCUGCUUCUUGAUAUUGUGAAAUUAUUCAUGAAUGGAUUUUGACAUGGCUUUUAUUCACACAGCUCUUCUUUGUAUAAAUUGUGUACUUUAGAUCAAUUCAGACAUUACAAAGGUAGCUGCAGAAAGUAUAGACAAAAGAGCUGGGAGAACUGAUCAGCUCCAGAUGACUGUGCCAGGAGGACUGUGAUGAGCUCCUUCCAGAGUGUAGUCCAGCUCACUACCACCACACAGCCAGGGUUUUUAUUCCACUAAGCAUUUCCUUCUCCAUUCCUCUCUCCAUGGACCUUCCUCACCACCAAAGCAAAAGCAAGCAAAUUUUCUAGUGGGGUCCUAAGAUAAUGCCUAGUUGAAAGAAGUAAGGGAAAAAAGAGCAAAAAUUUAUCUAUGAAAUACACCAAUGGUUACUAAAAGUGUAAUUAUAUGUAAUCAGCCAUGCAGGUACAAGGUGUCAGUUUUCCAAGAUGGUCAAUGAAUCUAUCUAGUUUCCCUGCAGGAGACUCUGCAUUGACUUGUGCUGAGUAAGUGCAACUCAUUACACCAACUGCAGUAAUACAAAGAGCACAUGCUACUGCCUGGGAUGCAGGGCAUCAUCUUAAACUUACUGUAGUUAACAAAGUUCAAGAAUAUGUCUGGAAGAUGUAAAAAUAGUUGUACAGGACAUAGGAUGCAUGCUUAGUUGCCUGAGUGGUCUCCUCCAGUAUCUGCAUUGCUAAAAAGUAAGUUGCUGUGCCUAAAUGAUUGUAACUGAAGAAAUAAUGCAGAUAAGAAUCAGAACCUCAAAGAAUUUGGAAAUUGCAAGGUAAAUCCUGAAAUGCACAGGACUUCUGUAUCCAUUUCUUGUUUAGAUUAAACACCCACUGACUUUACUUACAGUUUUGUUUGAAAAGGGGGUUCUGCAUAUUCUGUAUUUAGCAACUGUUUUGUUCACUGCUGCAAUAAAGUCACAACUCACUGUUCCUUCCUCACCCUGAACAUUUAAGGACCUAUAAAUAUGCAGUUUUAUCCGAUGUUUUUUCAUAGUCCUGAGGAUGAACUUGUAUACUUAAGUCUUUCAGAGUGAGGACACCAGUCCUUUACUGCACUUUGGAGGAUCAUACUUUGGUCAUAGAAGUCCUCAGUGGAGAGCAUGACAUUUGUUUUAUAGCUAACUCUGGAAAGCAGCAGCUGUUUAAGACAUGUGACAAACCUAUGCAGCAAUUUAGGAUUGUAAGUGGGAGAAUCCAGAUGCAAUUCACUUCAGAUGCCUCUCUGGCAUUACUUGUAUUUGAAUUUGGCCAGCAUACACUUCUUACAGAAGGUGCCGAGUAAUUUGUAAGGGCUAAAGACCUUUUUUUUGUGAGUGCUAACAGAAAAAAAUUAAUGAAGAUAUUUUUUUCAGAAAAUUUAGACUGCUGAAAAAAAAAUAGAUCAUGAAGAUAAAUAUUUCUAUUUUGAAAUUUAAUUUCACUGACUCAAGUCCUCUUUUUAAAAUUGUAUUUAUUUGUUAAUAGGGUUUUAAAGUCAGAUGGCAUCCUCUGUACAGCCUACAGCCAGGGUCUCCCUGUUGCCUCCCUGUGCUGACGGUAGAUGCAAAUGGUGCACCUGAGGGAUACAGCCUGACUAGACAUCCUGGUGCAUGCAGAAGGAGCACUAAAGUACACGUUCUCCUUAGACAUAGCAGAAAUGUUUCCAAAACAGAAUGUAUUUUGGGGUUUUUUUUUUGGUUUUGUGUUUUUUUUGUUUUGUUGAAAUGUUCUCUACUCAUUUUCCCAUUUUCUGCAGAAACAUUUUUCAUUGGAAGUCUGUGCAAGUCUUAAUUUCCCUUUUUCUUUUCUUCUUUUCUUCUCUCUCUUUUUUUUUUUUUUUCCUGCUGAUGCACUUGGUAUUUUAUUUUCCAAGCCAGAAGAACAGCUCACAAGUUUCUCAACACUACAUGGAGCUCUGGCUCUGCCCUCUGCCACAGGAUCUGAACCAUCCUGUUGACCCCACAUGUUCUCCAGGCCCCAGCUCUCCAACCUUGAGCCAAGUGAUAUUGCACUGAAGUUAUUGUCCUGUGAUGUAAAGCUGCAAGCACAUCUAUCUUUUGUGAUUUACACAAUGAAAAGAAAGGGAUUUUGAUUUCUCAAUUUUCCUGAUUCAUGCCCUGCCUAGUAAGGUUCUUGUUUGCCUAGCAUUGCUCUGGUUUAUGUGAUGCUGAAAUUGCGAUGAAAUGAGGAGCACAAUGAGAACAGCUAGUGAAACAGCUUAAAUUCAGGAAAAAACAUCAACAUCAACGUUUACUUUUUCUCCUAGUUUGUUUUCAAGAUACAGAAUGAAAGACCUACAAAAUGGUAUCACCUGAUGUGUGGACAGAGUUUAAAUUCAAGAUACAUGUACCUGACAUUCGAGAAAAAGGCCUCUCUUUGCUAGGGUACCAUCUGUGCAACUAUAGCCUGACCAAAACUGUGUUUAAAAUGGUUGCCUACCAAAAGUCCUAUGAGAAAAACACUUCCUGUGGAGGAUGGAUACCGUGGAUGGUGUGUCCCCGGACGUACUACAAGACGCAGUAUCAUACCGUUGAAGUCCCUGAAACCAUCACUCUUACAGAUUGCUGUGAAGGAUACGAACAAGUUGGACUCUACUGCUCUUUAGCACUCAAUAGAUCCAGUGUAUUUGCCUCAAGACCUGGUAUUUGUCCAAUGAAGAAUAUGGAAACAUGUGAUUAUCCUUGCACGUUUGAUACUGAAUGUCCAGGGCUUAAAAAAUGCUGCAACUCAUCCAAAGGAGCAGGCUGUGUGGAUCCAAUGCCAGAGGGAAGGACAUUCUGGUACAAUGUGACAGUGCUUGUGAAAAUGGAUUUUAAUGAAUUAAUUAGAGUGGAUUCCCACCUUCUGAAUCACUCACGCCUUUUACACUCCAUGAUUACUGGUGCAUUACAGCCCUUGAAUGCCUCUGUGCACCAUAUCCAGAGCAACCGUGCAGAAGUAUAUGCUGGGACAGUGGCCUCCCAGGUUCUCAUCGGACUGUACCAGCCAGCUCCGCUAGCAGAGGUUUCUUCUUCUCUGAAGGACAUUGUGAAGCGCACAUAUGAAGUGAUUGACACAGAAGUGCAAGAUGUCAAUGAAUGUUCCUAUGCUGAAUUCAAUGCUUGUCCUGAGAAAAACACCUGUGUGAAUCUGGAGGGUUAUUACCGCUGUAACCCUCAGCGUGAACAGGCAGAUGUCAUCCCUCACCAGCUGAGUCGAAGAAUGGAAGGCAUGGCAGCAUCUACUCCAAGUUCAGCAUUAGAACCCAUUAACACUAGCAAUAGCUCCCUGUCUAUAAGUAAUUCAAGCCUCUUGUCCAUAACUAACAAAUCUGCAGAUGCUGGAUGCUAUCCCUCUGCACUUACAAACCACCGAAUCUUCAGCGUUACCAGCAACAGUUUUGAAAUGUCCUGGCAUGUCACUUCUACUCUGAACCAUACUUUCCAAGUCCAAGUGUUCAAGGGUAAAGAGAUUGUACAAAACCUGAAGACAGAGGAAAUGAAAAUGAAUGUGUCUCAACUGGAAGCAGGUGUGAUGUAUUCAGUAGAGAUCAGCUAUGAAACCUGUGGAAAAACUAGCACCUCUCAUCAAAAUGUUAAAACAGAGGCCAAGUUAUUUGGUGUUACUAUGAGGAUUCUCAACUACAACUUCACUGAUGAUUUCCAUAAUGCCAGCAGCUCAGCAUAUAAGGAAUUUUCAAGACUAUUGCUUACAGAGCUUGGAAAUUCAUUUCCACCCAACAUUUCUGCUUUAUACAAAUCUGGGAAGCUGAAAGUGCAGACUGAAUCACUGCAAGCUGGAAGCGUCUUUGCGAGGGUCAGAAUCACUGUGCGGGACCCCGAGUUCCCAGCUGAUGCCUCUACAUUUGCCCCAGUGCUUUCCUACCUGCACAAUGGCUCUGUGCUGUUGGUGGAUCAGCAAAACACUGUAGUAGAAGACUGGGAUGAAUGUGCUUCUCCCACCGAGAAUGACUGCUCUGUGUUUGCAGAGUGUGUCAAUUUGAUGGGCUCGUACCUGUGCAGAUGCAAGACAACCAUGGACACCAAUCCAUCUCGACCUGGAAGAAACUGUGAGGGUGAGAUUGUGGACACUCUCAGCGAAACGAUGGCUCCUGAAAUUACAAACAGCACAGAGUUUGCUCCUGAAGAAGUGAGCCCUGCAGGCCCUGCUUCCCCUGCCACCACUGAGAUGGUGGCUGCUGUAGGCUCUGAGAUGGGCACCACUGUGCACCUCCUUGCUGCACUACCCCUGGGUAACAAGCAAGCACCCCACAGUCAUUCUCCCACCAGUGCUCCUCCAACCCCUUGGAGAAAAGACCUUGCACCACAGAUGGGCUUCAGCAGGGACAACAGCACCAUGGCCACGGGGGUUGCAGCCAGCAAGGAACUGGCCAUGAGUGCAGAGUGGCAGGCAGCCGUAAGUCCACCGCAGCAGAGCUCUGUGGCAGAAGCUUCCUCUGGUGCACCACAGCAAACGGCCGCUCCCACAAAUACAUCCAUAGGCACAGCCAGGCAAGAGCAACUCAGUUUGCCAUUGCACACAACAGCCUGUGCUACCACCAGAAGUCACACAGAUUUUGUUGUGCCUCAAGCCAGCUCGCAAGCUGGCCCUGGUACAGCUCUGCCGGCCAUAGGGGAUGCUGGCACUCCCCCCCCGCAAUGCCACUCUCAGAGCACGUGUAGAGAUGGGAAGAGACAACGGCUCUUGCCAGCUUUGCCAGGGGCCUCUCCAGCUCCCAGCCUGACGCCAGGCCCCACCAUGAACCACACUGUCCAGAAACUUAGCGGCACAGUACGGAUAACAAACAUGAAAUACUCUCCACGCUUUAGCAAUACAAGCAGUGAGGAAUACCAAACCUUUGCACAGCUCUUUGUUGACGAAGUACAUAAAUCUCUGCCCCUGGAGGCUUUGCAGCAGAUGGAUGCUGGUCUGAUUAAAGUGUUGAUAACAGGUAUUACUAAUGGGAGCACAGUAGUAAGCUUCAAUUUACUGAUUGCAGAAGAUGUGGAUAUCUACUACAUCAUCACCACUUUUCGUGAUGCCUUUGAACACAGCUCCUAUUUCACGGUUGACAAAAGCAGUCUCUCCAUAACUGAUUAUGAUGAGUGCAAAAGCAAAGACGAUGACUGCUCCCCAGACGCAUCAUGCCAUAACAUGCUUGGAUUUUACCAGUGCAACUGCAAUGAAGGAUUUGCUGAUGUGCAUCCAGAAAGGCCUGGAAGAAGCUGUGAAGCAUUUCCUAUCAGCCAGAAGGCAACAAUGAUGGAAAAGAAACCUGUAUACAGCACAGUUUUACCUUCAACAUCUUUGCAAACUUCAGCUCAUGUUUCUUCCGCUGCUUUAUUGGACUUUUCUGCUACUGAACACAAAGGAAGAGCUCUUGAGGACACCACAUUCUCCAGCGUGGUGCUGCCUUCUUUCACCGUGGAUCCCGUGUCAACUCCUGAUGUUUCUCCUCAAGCAUCUCCUCUCCCCCUUGUUAAACCUGCCCAGGAGUUUUCCAUUAAAGAUGCAGUGAGAGUGUUUUGUGAAAUUGAGAAGAUUGUCCUUGCUGUCCAGAAAAGGUUUUUACAGCAGGAGUCUAUCCCAGAAACUUCCCUGUACCUGGGGGAGCCUCGCUGCAACGUGAGCAUCAGCAAUGGCACUCACGUUGUGCUGCAGGCAGGCUGGAGUGACUGUGGCACUGAAGUUGAGACUAACAUGACUAAUACUGUAGUGAAAACCAUCCUUCGGAAUGAUGUUUCUGCUCAGAGAGUAAUUCACCACUUAAAAAUUGCCAGUCCCAUUCACUGUGUGUUUCAAAAUGAUCUCCUGGCUUCCUCUGGAUACUCUGCGGAAGGGCUUUACACCAUCUUUGAGGAUUUGCAUGGAUCUGGACGCUUCAGAACAGAAAUGCAGUUGUUUAUUGGAAACUCUCCAAUACCCCAAAAUUUCAGCAUCUCUGCCAGUGACAACGUACUGAUUGAAGUGGGGAUCCAGAGAGCAGACAGCAAGCUCAAGGUGGUCCUCACUGACUGCUGGGCAACUCCAACUAAUAACUCAGUGGAUCCCCUCUCAUUUGUUUUUAUUAGCAACAGCUGUCCUGUCCCAAAUACGUAUACCACACUGCUAGAGAAUGGGAAUUCAAGCAAAGCACAGUUUAAGAUGAAAAUUUUUUCCUUUGUCAACAAUUCUGUGGUUUACUUACACUGCAAAAUUCGUAUUUGUAUGGACAGCCCAGGAAGCACCUGCAGGACAAGAUGCCAUGCAGCUCGAUUCCUGAAGACUGGUGAAACCAUUGCUACACACAGAACAUCCUGGGGACCCCUGUGUAAAUCAGCUGCAUCUGAUCUGAAGAGAGGGAAGGAGGCUGGGAUGGGAGUUGGAUACAUCAUCCUCAUUGCCUUUGCUGUGUUUGGUUUUGUGCUGGGAGUUGUGAGCCUUCUCAUUUUCCAGUACCAGCGAAAGACGAGAAGAUACAACUUCAGAAUCAAGUCAGACAACUUUAGCUACCAAGUGUUCUAUGAUUAGUGAUUUCCAGGUUACCAGAUUUGGAUCGUAUUUCAUCACAUGGAGAACUGAAGCUUGUCUUCACUCAGCAUUUGGCUUUUAUUACUGUUCACAAUGGUGGCCUUGACUAGUUGCAACACCGACUGUUCCACUCUUCCACAUUAAUGUCACAUAUAAAAGGCUUCUAUCCCCCCCCUCCCCUUUUUUUUUUGCAAUCAUUGGGCUCAUCCCUAGUGUCCUAAGAACUAUUUGUGACCACAGCUCCUGGUUGAAGUGAAUGUUGGCAUUUUUUUCCCAUUGAUUAAAUAGAGAGGAAUAAAGAAAGACUUCAUGGUUCUCUAAUCAAGUUUCAGGAUCUGGCUGUCCUGUACCAUGUUGCUCUGUGCCCAUCGUAGCAUCAUUUGUGUCAUUACUAUUGACAAGUUGCAUGUUUCUAUAAAUCUUGCAGGAAGUAAAUCAGCAGACCCUUAGAAAGAUUUACUUUUCAGUUUGUAAUUAAUUAUUUACUUAAGGUGAGGUUGAAACUUUGGUCUGCCGUAACACUGAAGACCUAAUUGUGCAACGCCUUAGGUACACAGAAGCAGAAGAACAAGUAUUGGAUUUGCCACCAUAUAAAGAAAAGGCACCGUGAAUCUGGGGCUUAACCUACUCAGAAUGUUCUUCAGCAUGAGUUUUGGGAUUUGAUUGUAAACUCUUUAAUCUACAAGGACUCAGUCAAAAAACAAAAAAAAGAAAAAGGAAAAAAUAAACUAUUUUUGCUACUGGCAGCCCAUGAUUUCCAGAUAAGUCAAUUGGUACCUCCGUAUUCUGUUUAAUUAGACCACAAUGAUUGUGCAGUCAAGCCACAAAGCGUGAUGCCUACCUAGCUGAGAGCAUUCCAUUUGCAACAUAAUAUUAUAAAUUUGAGCUGAAUUUUGCCUGGCUGCAAGACCCUACCAUUAGUGCAGCAGUAAAGGUUUAUUUUACAUGCUCCAUGGGAUACAACAACAGCCUGCUCAGCUGGAUAAACUAGAACAAAAAUAUUUUCCAUACAGUAAACAUCACCUGCAGGACUCUUUCCCAGGGCACUCUUCACUCUGCUGCCCCAAACCUCCACUUCAGUAAACGUGUGAGAAGAUGGAGAGUGAAGAAGUGUGGUAACUUGUCCCCUCACCCCUUGGUUCUGAUUGCUGCAUGCACUUCUCCUACACAGUGACAGAGUCUGCUGUAUCUAGGUCACUUAUAAUUCAGUAAUUUACAGUGAAUAAGGUUAACUCCUCUUUAAGCUCAAUGGACACCAUUACAAAUAACUCAGUGGAAACUGGUCAUUAAAUAGAACUUGCAAAUGCUCUUAGUAUCCAUAGCAUUUAGGUACUAAUUUUUUUUGUACAGAAUAACAUUGGAAAGCUUUUUUUCUAACCUCCUAGUCCAAUUUCUGCUAGGUAAUAAGAUCACUGGGUAAAGGACUUCUACAUUUUGCAAAAGGUCAUACUGAUCGAUCUUAGAGGUUAUGUAUACACCUUUUAAAUGCAUCAAUAAAUUUUGGAAUGAUCAUUUGCAUUCUGCUUUUGAGUCAAAUGGAUCUUUAAGGAGUAAAAAUCCUUGUCUUUUGCUUGCUGAAAUAUCAGUUGCCAGAUCCUGACAUAAAAAUGAUCCAUAUGGUUGCAAUUCAUUAGUGAAACUACAAAUUAUCUUUGCAAUCUUAGAGUCUGAUGAACAUAACCACUAGCUUUUUAUUAUGUAGGAGUUUUUUAACUUUUGCUCCAUUUACUCUCAAAUAUAUCUAAUGUGUUUGCCUUCUCCACACAGUGAAAGGUUAAGUUAUUUUACUAUAAAUAUUUUUCUAGUUUUUAGUACUUACAGUCUGAACUGCUUGAAAGUGACAGACUAGAGAUCUGCCUAUUGGUUUCAGUGGAGCUCUGCCAUUUACAAAGGCUGAGCACUAGUCUUCAGGAAGAAAUGUAAAACAGUAGCUUGUAUUUGAUACUUUGCAUGCUUGGCAGAAACUGCUAUUGUGACUAUCUGAGGCUGUUUAUUGGAGUUCUGAUGUCUU
Molecule: messenger RNA, 23782 nt
Organism: Falco peregrinus (peregrine falcon)
Lineage: Eukaryota; Metazoa; Chordata; Aves; Falconiformes; Falconidae
Gene: UMODL1
Product: uromodulin like 1
Exons: 24
Coding region: 17584-21771 (1395 amino acids)
Cellular component (GO): cell surface; extracellular region
Molecular function (GO): protein binding; calcium ion binding; peptidase inhibitor activity
Source: RefSeq, a predicted model, not a curated record